AUGUCUAAUGGAAGCCUGGAAAGGCAUUUGCAUUGUGAUGCUGGCAAAUGUAAUAUUGGGGGUGUCUGUAAAAUGGAUUUACAGACACGAUUACAUGUAGCCAUGGAUGUUGCCCGUGGUUUGGCAUAUCUCCAUCAUGAUUGUUCAAUUCAAGCUGUUCACUGUGAUUUGAAGCCCAACAAUAUACUUCUGGACUUCUAUAUGACAGCACAUAUAGCUGAUUUUGGAAACGCCCAUAUACUAUCUGAAAAUUCUAUGGAUUCAUUUUCAGCAUCAGCAACACUGAAAGGUGCUCUAGGCUACAUUGCCCCUGAGUAUGGAGUUGGUGCAAGGAUUUCAGCGAAGGGAGAUGUUUACAGUUAUGGAAUUCUGUUGUUAGAGAUGCUAACAAGAAAGAGGCCAACCCACCAGAUGUUUGUUGAUGGACUCAGCUUGCGCAUGUGGGUUAGUAUGGCUUUCCCUGAUAGGAUUUCAGAGGUGGUUGAUUGUAGCUUGCUGUUGUGCAGUGGAGGUAUUACAGAUUCUACAUGCACUUGUCUUACUCAACUGAUUCGAGUAGCCUUGUUGUGCUCAAACGAUUCGCCUAAAGACCGACCAAGUAUGCCAGAAGUUGUGGAGUUGUUGGAAUGCAUUGAGGCCAUGUUUGAAGGCAGUAGAAUUGAUUCUAAAUAUCAAUCUGAUCUGUAUGAAAUGGUAAGCAGCACAAGAUGGGCAGGAAAUCUUGUCCAGGUAGGAAAGGGUCAGAGCACUUCCACAUUGCAGUCAAGUUCCUAA
Messenger RNA from Cryptomeria japonica (Japanese cedar), 774 nucleotides. Its product is annotated as probable LRR receptor-like serine/threonine-protein kinase At3g47570. Gene Ontology annotation, biological process: protein phosphorylation. Gene Ontology annotation, molecular function: ATP binding; protein kinase activity. The record is from RefSeq and is a predicted model, not a curated record. Lineage: Eukaryota; Viridiplantae; Streptophyta; Pinopsida; Cupressales; Cupressaceae. The transcript has 2 exons. The coding region runs from base 1 to 774 and encodes 257 amino acids.